AAUAAUAAUAUAACCUUUCGUAGACUUCACUGAUAUAUAUGCUCAUAUUCUGCGUGUUAACAAUGAAACACAUAAGACUUGUUUUAACUAACGAUAAUAAAAUAAAGAAUAAGAUAGUUUAAGAACGAGAGGUCGUUUAUAAAGAAUCUGUUUCUUAUUUUGUUCACUGCCUUCCCCAACGUGUAAUUUGAUAGAGCCACGUUUCUUUUACAAAGUCCAGUGUUAAUACUAUGAAGAUAAAUCAUUAAAUAAAAUAAAGAACGAGAUGGCCUCUGUAAAGAUCAAGGACAAAAUUAUUCUUGAAGCAGACGUUGUAUAUCUGCUGAUGAAAAAAGGGUUUCCCAUAUCUAGAAAUGUGAGAGCUCAGUGGAUGCUCGAGCAUCUGGACACAGUGAUCACUACCCAGUCUAAAAAUGUGAAGAACAAAGAGGCAGAAGAGCUGGAAAUAGUUUCUGUCUCCCCAAAGAGUAGACCGGAAUCUUGGUCAGAGGAAAUGAGCGAUAGAUUCGCUUAUAAAGUUACUUCAAAGACUACUAUAAUAUUUUUAGCCCAUAAGUAUAGAAUGGUUUUCAAUUUAGACCUGAGUCCCUCUUUGGCAACUGUGGAUAUCCAACAUGGUGAAAUAGUCAUAGACGAAGUCUAUACGGCAACUAAAAACUUCUUGGAAAAUAUUAUUAAACCUUUCACGUUACCAGGGUGCAAGAGGGUCUUUCAACCUGAGAUAUACGUCACGAUAAUUGCCCAUACUCCGUUCUUCACUAGCCCCGCGCAGCAAGUAUUGGUACAGGGUUGGCUAGCAACGAAGGAUAACAUUGAUCAACUGACAGUUUACGUAAAACAGCAGCUUCAUUUAUUGGAAGGAAAAGUGGCGCUCGUUACAUCCGUGGUGAAUCAACAAAUAGAAAGUUUGCGGGCAGAGAACGAACGAUUAGUCGGCGGAUUGUUCGAGGAGAACGUUUGUACGAACAAAGUGUCCACUACUCCGAUCACAUCGCCAGAAUCGAGUUUUGUUAAUAUAUUGAGAUACGGGAUGCUGGCGUUAAGUUUACUUCCGGAGUACAGCUGUGCGCAUAUGAUCAUAGUUACUGACGGUAUCCUUGGUAACCCGGACGGUCCCGUAUUAGAUUUCCUGAUGCAACAACUGCGAGCAACAACGAUCGCUUGCAGCUUCUUGCACGUCGGAAGUACUUACCACCCGCACUGUGGCGACGGACUGGUUCCCUACCAAGACUUGUUGCACUUUGUCGCUAGAGCAACGUUAGGCGUUUGUAUGUCCUAUAUACCAUACCCGAUAAAUCAAACCGGAACCGAAAUGAAUGUGUAUCAAAGAAACUUUUUAUGCUGGCUGUUAUAUCGUGAACCAGAUAACAGCAACCAUAACUACGAUAAUAAUAGCAACAUCAAUUGGACCUUAAGGAAUACGUUAUUUUACGAACAAAAAUCGACGCAACUUUUACAGAAGAAGCAAAUCGAGGAUAAAGUUACUUGUACGUUGAGCAGUUUAUUGUGUUGCCGAUUGAGAGAAGGAUAUUUGAUAAAAUAUGCGAAUAUCAAAGAUGAAAUGCUGGAAAUAAGCUUCGUUUUGUUAUGGAAAUCGAGCGUACUCUUAGAAUACGAUAUAAGUUGUCCGUGGACGACUAAAUCGUUGUCUGCUUCCAGUUGUAUACAAUAUACGAUUAGUAUAGAAGCUCCCUACGAAUUUCUGCACGAUAUCACUUGUCUAUCAAAGAAACCAUUGAAGUCCCAUUACCGGCAAGGCGUAGUGAAUCGAUUCUGGGCAACGUUGACGUCGCUGACGGAGAGCGACAACAUGCUAGCGCAUUUUAGUUGGUUUCCAGAGUUUGGAUGGACUUGGUACAGCGUUCCAGACACGAUUAGGAGCGGAAUGCCAGUCUUUUAUUUAUCGGCUUAUCCCUCGCCAAGUACGGUGCAAUUAAGCGAUGCGGCGUGUCCACAGUUCGCCCAAAUAUAUCAGCCAGUAGUUUCGCUGAGUUCCACGCACUGGUCUCGAUACAUGCACACGCAGCGGUUGACUCUUCUCCUCGCGCACGACCGACCUCUUCCCCGACACUUACAAUUGACUAACCAAAGCGGUCGAUUUCAAAGCAUACAAAGCCGGCAAUCGUUCGCUGUUCUAUCGGCUAUGCUGAAAAAUUGGUCGACAUUCGUCCUGGUCGAGAAUCAUACCUACGUACAAUUCAUUUACCGGGAAAUUGACAAACCGCCUGUUUCUUUUUCAUUAAUACGGAUCAAUUCGAAGAACUUGGUAGUUGUAUUAAAUAUUGCGUUCGCCGCUGGCACGGAAGGUGCCGUCAGGCACAACGUGGUCGGCGAUUUAUUAGAGAGACUCGCGAAGCUCACUUUGCCUAACAGGAACACUGAAAAAGAGACACCGUCGUGCGUGAUCAUCAAGAAAUCGCUAGAGAAGAUUUUGAUUAGAUAUGAGAGGAUGCCCAAGGAUUUUACUGUUGUCAAUUUUCCUGACGAAUACAACAAGCUCAAUUCCGGAGGAAUUACCGCUAGCUUGUCUAGAUAUUUGUACCAUAAUAGAUGGUUGUGGCACGUUAAGCGACCGUUUGUACAAAGCAUACCAGGUGUCGUGUUACCAAGAUUAAAUAUAACUGCGAUUGCGAGAAUUCUCUCUACCAUUACAAAGAUGCGUCUAGCUGAGGGUUUCAACUUCACGUAUUCCGCAUCGGGUAUACUGAAUAUGGUCCUUGAAGUUCAAAUGUGCGGCGUUAAACAGAACGAUGAAUGUUAUCCUUGUAUUAUUCAAUACGUGUUGUUCCCGCCUUAUGUUACGUCUAAUACGAUAUCCGAGCGAGAUAGUACUUCCGAAGAAGACACCGAUGAAGGUACUGAAGUUAGUAUGGACGAUGCAGAAAACUUUGGCGAUUUCCAAAUAAUUUCUGAGAUUUGGAUCGAACCGCAACAUGGCUUCACGAAAUUGUAUUCACAAGGUACGGCUGGCUACAUGAAUCGUCUUCAAUAUCAUGAAAUUCCAGAAGCGAUCUCAAGAUUAGACGAGGAUUGCGUGAACGCGUUGCUAACAUUGGAAUAUCUAUGCCUACUGAGCCAACUGGCACCAAAUGAAAAGAGUACGGAAAUCGUAUAUGGCCAGACGCCUCAUUAUAACAAAUAUAAGAAAUCUAAUAAAAAUGUAAGGAACAGUAAUAGCAAUAAUUGCAAUAUCGAGGACUCGUGCGGGGGAAUCGGGAACGUCGAGGAGAGGAUAAAUAUAAGGAAUUUCGUUUUCGAUGCUUUAAAUAUAUUACCCAAAUGCCAACAGGCUGAAUUGUUAUACUCAAUGUUUAAUGAUGGGAACAACGAUGAGAAUCUAGGAAGCGCUAAUAAAAUAUUAAUGGACAAUUAUUUAGAAUGCAUAAAACAAUUGCAUAAUAAGGAAUUAUUGUUAACUUCUGCCGAAUCGCAAAGAUUCACGAAAUUGCUGUUGGAAAGGCGAAAAGCUGGGGGACUGCCACUAAAAGAAAAUUACUGGGAUCUUGAUCAUGCUUCGGAUUACCGCGGUUUCCACACAAUCAUAAUUCCACGAUCGAGCGAUACUCCUAUCUCAAGAUUAGACGAGGAUUGCGUGAACGCGUUGCUAACAUUGGAAUAUCUAUGCCUACUGAGCCAACUGGCACCAAAUGAAAAGAGUACGGAAAUCGUAUAUGGCCAGACGCCUCAUUAUAACAAAUAUAAGAAAUCUAAUAAAAAUGUAAGGAACAGUAAUAGCAAUAAUUGCAAUAUCGAGGACUCGUGCGGGGGAAUCGGGAACGUCGAGGAGAGGAUAAAUAUAAGGAAUUUCGUUUUCGAUGCUUUAAAUAUAUUACCCAAAUGCCAACAGGCUGAAUUGUUAUACUCAAUGUUUAAUGAUGGGAACAACGAUGAGAAUCUAGGAAGCGCUAAUAAAAUAUUAAUGGACAAUUAUUUAGAAUGCAUAAAACAAUUGCAUAAUAAGGAAUUAUUGUUAACUUCUGCCGAAUCGCAAAGAUUCACGAAAUUGCUGUUGGAAAGGCGAAAAGCUGGGGGACUGCCACUAAAAGAAAAUUACUGGGAUCUUGAUCAUGCUUCGGAGUGUCCGCGUUGGAAAUGUUUUAUAAAAGGAAUCACAGCUUCUCAUGUUAUCAUUACUAUUCUACCAGCCUCUGACAAGGAUGCUCGAUUGUUUAUCAAUAAACCAUCAAGCAACAAAGAAUUGCAUCCAAACUGCGAGGAAGAUGAUUCCGUAAAUAGCAAUGAAGAACAUUCUAAAAACGUAGAAAAAUAUUCUAAAGACGAAGAGCAUUUAAUCAGCAAAACAGACGGAGAAGAGUAUUCGAUUAAUAAGAAUGAAAAGUAUUCGAACAGCGAUGAAUAUUCAACGGUUAAUAACGAAAAUUCUGAGAUGCUUAAUACGAAUUCGAGUUCGAUUGGUGAAUUAAAUAAAAUAGAUAGGAAUGAUAACGAUUGCGAGGAACCAAAAUUAUUUGACCUUUGUAAUAAUUCUCAAAUUAUUAACGAAUCAAGCAGGAUGAUUAAAGUCAAUAACGAUUCUAAAAGUUCGACCAUUGAUUCUUCUGAUGAUUCCAAGUGUUCGAAGAGAGAUUCAAAAACUAACGAAGAUUCUCUGAUGAUUCCGGUUUAUGUAUACGAUUGUUCCUUGAGUUUCCUGAUUGACACUUUCGUCGACAAGUUAAAAGCGACGCGUAACAAGGAUAUCUAUCAGGAUAACAGAUUUCGGAUCGAGGGAAAGGACCAUGGGGAUAUAGUUGAACUUAGGGAAUGCGGAGGCGCCGGUUCGAAGCCAGUGACCCCGGAGCCGAGGAGCGAAGACUCGGACAAUACUUCUAAUGAGCAAAAGAGUCUUAUGGAGCAUUUGAAACAGUUGAGCCUCUCUCACUGCCACUGCUUCGUAGUCGCGGUGUACACGUCCCUCGUUCUCAACGAACCCUUGACUUACAACGACAUGGAAUCGGCGAUCGAACAGUGCGAGGAAUCUCUGAUCGAAAUUAAUAUUACAAGUUAUUUACGAUCGGUCUGUAAGCAUUUGAACAAACUGGAAGACGAGGAUCGUUUGAGUAAAUCGGGAACGAAGGACUGCGAUGGAGUUAAACAGUUGCAUGAAUUAGUUAAAGAGAAAUUUGAGAGGAUCAUCGGAGUGGCGUUCAGGCCUGUUCCGGCUCAUCCAGAAUUUUAUUACUGCGCGCCGUCGAAAACUGAGAACGACACGGAAUUGGGAGAAAUGCAGAAAUCGGACAGUGAUGAUGAUUUAGAAAAUUUAAUUUUUGAUGGGAAUAUUAAUAGAAAAGGAAAUUCAUCGUGGCCACCGUUGAAUACUGAUUUUCAAACGAAAACCUCUCAACCCUUAUUUUUACAAUUGAGCUGCUCGAUUCGUUUAAAACAUCGUUCGUUAUUAACUACGGUCCCUGUAAAAAAUUUGCCAACUUGUUUUUUCGAAAUUCUGGAAAAGCUGGAAAAUCAAGAAGCUGAGAAAGACGAUAUUUUAAAUUCGAAACUGUCUGAUUUGAAAAUCACUUUGGACAUUAUUUCUUUGAACUUGCCGAAAGAAGUUUCCGAGAAAUAUCUGGAGGAUAAUAUAAAGAAUGAUAUCUUCGAGAAAGAGGGGAAGAUGAAUUAUUUGAAGAAGAUGAAUUAUUUGAAUUCAGGACUAUUAUUAUUAUUAUUUCUAGGAAAUUCAUCGUGGCCACCGUUGAAUACUGAUUUUCAAACGAAAACCUCUCAACCCUUAUUUUUACAAUUGAGCUGCUCGAUUCGUUUAAAACAUCGUUCGUUAUUAACUACGGUCCCUGUAAAAAAUUUGCCAACUUGUUUUUUCGAAAUUCUGGAAAAGCUGGAAAAUCAAGAAGCUGAGAAAGACGAUAUUUUAAAUUCGAAACUGUCUGAUUUGAAAAUCACUUUGGACAUUAUUUCUUUGAACUUGCCGAAAGAAGUUUCCGAGAAAUAUCUGGAGGAUAAUAUAAAGAAUGAUAUCUUCGAGAAAGAGGGGAAGAUGAAUUAUUUGAAGAAGAUGAAUUAUUUGAAUUCAGGACAGAAUAAUGUUAUAAAUAAUUUAAAGGAGGACAUCGAAUGGAUUUUAAAAGACGAAACGGCCACCGCGUUUUUAGAUAAAAAUAUCGUCGACGAUGAGAUUUUGAAAUUCGUUAUAAAUCAUGUUUUCGAGUCUGCAGACAAAUUUAGUUGUAAAUUCGAGAAGGUCCCGUUGAAUUUCGUUUUCUCUUCCGAGGAAAGUAAACCGAAGUUCAUAAAUGAAUUGAAGAAAUUGGAGAUUUGCGAAUAUUGGUUGAGGGAAAAAGGAAACUUCUAUUACUUAGAAAAAGUGAGAAAUAAUAGAGAAAGACCAGAAUUGAAAGGCGAUCUCGCGGACAGUAUGCCAAAACAGGAAAGAGGUCAAGAUGAAAAUUCGAGGCAUUUAAGAAAAAUAGAUUUCGAUGAUUUCAAGAAUGAAUGUUCAUGGUUGGUCGAGCUUGAGAAACGUGAGAAUUCGUUGCCAAACUUUUGGUUAAUUCUCAGCGUAGAGAACGAUUUUGUGAAUGUCUACUUUCACUGUAGAUUUUUGGAAAUCGACUCGCCGGAAGUUCUCACUUACAACCAAACCCAGAACACUUUGAUCACUCAAAUAAAAAGUAUUUGCCGUCGAGUGAAUCAGUACUUGUUACUCCAAAACCUUCACAAGACGAGUAAAUGUUCAGAGUUAUUAGAAUCUGAGGAUUACAACAGCAUGGAGGAUUUUAAUUGGAGAACCGAGGCGAGGAAGGAAACUCUCAGCGUUCUUAAAAGUAAAGAGGGAACGCAGAAUUUUACACCGGGGAUGUUUCAAUGCAGAGUCGUAUGGAAAUUUACCUUCAGAUUGCACCCUAGACUGAAGACAGGACCUGGAAGACCGGGGCUGUCCAGAGGAAUCAAAGCUUUACACGGCGUACUGAACAGAUUCGCAGUGACAAAUCGCAGUAAUAUGUUCGUUUACCAAGAGAACAACAAGAACGUGUUUUAUCUCCGUCUCCACGAACAAAUCUCCAACAACAAGUCCCUUCAAUCGAAUCUAUCGGACGACUCCGAACAGCUUCUCGUAUCGCGAAGCAACAGCGUCGUUUCUCUAUCGCAAACGACUUUGGGUAACAACAACUCUAGCGAUACGCGUCCACGAGUUCGUUCCUUCAGCGAAAAACAGUCGAACGUUUUGAACAAAGACUCCGAGGAUUCUAUAGUGCUUAUGGUCCACGGGAUAUCCGAGGCUGGCCCGGAAGUAAAGCACGACCUGGUUCAGGUUUUACAGAACCGAUUAGACGACGCUGUACUAGAAGUUCUAUCUGUAAUGUUAGCCAGGAAUCCGAUGUGUAAAUUAACACCAGCCGACGUUUGUUUUGUCCAGCCACCGACGCAACCUGAAUCCAUUAUAGAAUUAACCAUCGGCGAACAUUGUCUACCUUAUAUCUCCGCUUUAGAAUUCUAUUUGAAGCAAAAUAUUCUUCAAUUCUUAUACAUUCCGAAGUACACGGAUCGAAUCGAAUGUCGUUUUCGAGACCACUCGGAAUUGGAUAAUGAGAACAUUUUCCUGUAUAAUCAAAGCCAUUCUAGUGGUAACAAAGGGAUUGCUGUUAUUGCUUUGUCAGCGGUGAGCAACCGAGUUACAGAUUGCGGAUCUACAACGGCAGAUCAAUCGGCUGAGAAUUCUGCAUUAAAGAUGAAUGAUUCAGUUAUGGGCCUCAAUUCGUCGGUGCCUGGUGAUACGAUUUACAAACAGAGUUCGUGUUUCUUAGACAUGGAUUUGGAAGAUUUUGAGAAAAUAGUCUCGACUUCGAUCUCGGAGAAGAGUGUCAAAAAUUCGGACAGUUCGAUUAAGUUCAAAAUUUGGAAACAGGGGAAAGUGAACUUGGAAUCGCUUUCAGGAAAAUUAAUUUUAGCAGUGAAACAUUCCGUCUGGGACUUGGUCACUGAGUACAAAUUCCUAGCGGCUCCGUUUUCUGAAAAGAUCAAUCAUCACGUCGAAGAGGAUAAAAUUAAAGGCAGUAAAGAGAGUACUGACGAAAGUGAAGAGAAAGUUGUCGGGAAUGAAAAGGGCAUUAAGAACGAACAGAGCUCUGUGAGAGAAAAGAAGAAACUUAUGAGAAACGAAGAGAGAUCGGCCAAGCAUGAAAAGAAAUUCCUUAAAACCAGCGGGUCAAAGAAAGGUGAAGAGAAACAUGGAAAGGACGAAGAGAAUUGUAAUAGAAAAGAAGAAGAACAAUCUACUAAAAACAAAGAUAUAAAAAAUGAAGAAAAACAAAAUGCAAGUAAAGCAGAAUCGAUGGAAGCUGAAGGAGGUGAAAAAUUGAGCGACAUAUAUUGUUCUACUCUGCCAAAAUGGUUCAGAUUCGCACUAGACAUAGGUGUGCCGUCAGUAAAAAAGCACGAGGUCAUUAUUGACCCUAGACACGCCAUAGGAACGAUAAUCAUAGAAUUAGAAAACAUUAUUCAAAGUCAAUCCUCAAACACCUCGUUCAAGGCUUUUGUAUUAAAAAGCAGGCAACCGUUUGUGGAAAAAUUCGAGUUAGACGAACAGGCGAUGGUAUCGAAAUCCACUGAACGGAAGAAAGAAUCAAAGAAGAAAGCCGAAGUUCCAACAUACAUACCAUGGGAUUAUAAAAAAGAUAUGCAAGGAGUCUUUACAAAGUGUAUUUUAAUAGCUAGGAAUUUCGAACAGCGGAAGCCAUCGUUUAGUAAUACCAACGAAACGGAAUCGUUAGUACCGAAAGAUCAGAAACUCUUACAAAAAUUCAAUCCUUUGAUAUUAGAUUCGAAUUUCGUUAAGGAAGGCUUCUUAUCAAGGCAAGGAAUAUUGAUCGCUGAAGUGCAGAGCGACAAAGUAACUUUAUACAUGUACCACUGGUCGAAGGAGAAGUCUGAAAAGAUAAUCAAGCAGACAACGAGCUUAGGCUCUUGGCUGUCAUCUAGAUCGAGCUUUUUCACGAACGUCACUAUGCAGAAAUUAGGCAUAUUCAGUCACAGACCGAAUCACAAGAACAGUUCGCACGUGAUAGAAAUCGAAGGUUUAACGAAAUUCGAGAAGAUCGGUAAAGACUGGAACAAAGGUAGUAGCAAAGGGCAGAGCAUGAAUAUGAAAUAUUCAUGGAACGAAGUAAUGAGAGAUGUGAAAUGUAGUGAUAACAGCUAUCAUAAUUCGCAUUAUGGGAACGUAGAUCCGAUCGCAAAAGCUGUUAAUGAAUUGCAGGAAUUGAGAAAUAAAGAAAAGAAAGUCAAAGAUGAUCUAAGUAAACUAUGUGCGAUGUGGCCAGACAGGAAUGUCGUGCCUAAUAUACCAAUUUCUACUGCUGCUCUCACCGCGUUUAAACAAUAUUCUCGUAUAAUUCAUUUCUGUCAUACACCAUUAUUGUUUCUACCAUCGUGGCGCUUACAAUCCGCCGCGACGAGAGAUCAUUCGUUAACCACAGCAGCGGAACAAUCAACGUUGAACAACUGCCAUCAAGAGAAGCAUAAAGGACAGGAUGAACCAAAUGAGAAAUGGCAUCGAGAAUUAUGCGAAUCGAUGUUAAAAGAAUACAGGGAGUACCUUCAUUUCCUCGGUUUUUGUUCUGUGGACGUUGAGAUGAAGAACUCGGAGGGACAAGCGCAGCAACAAUCUUAUUAUCUGAAGAAGUUGAUGCUUGGAGGUGUUCUACUCUUUGAGAUUCAAUUGUCGGAACCAUUUUUCAUUGUUAAAUUAAAUAUCAUCGAGUGCAGCCGGCUUCAAACGAAAACUACCAGCGCCUCAGUUAAUCAAUUCAUGCUGAGUUUUGUGGACGCUUGUGAUAAAAUAAAAAUCAACAUGCACCUGCAUUCGUUCACGUACGAUUUUCAUUUGCGUUGCAUACACUCGUACAUUGCUAGGAGUGGAUCGAUGGAGCAGGGAUAUCACCUGAUUAAUUUUCUUGAUGAUUUUAAUAAAUAUUAUAGCAAAGCACCGAAUUAUGCGAGAAAUCUUAUAUACAGUGAUACAAUAACCAUUCCAAAUCUACCGAUCUCUGGCCGCACUCUUUAUUCGUAUUUACUUACCCAUUACAAUCUGUACAACAUGGUGGCUUUAGAAAUGAGACAGCCUAGCCACGAUCCCGAAGCCACCGAGCACGUAUUGGUAAAUCUAAAUCGAUUACCCCUAAUAGAUUCCCUCGAUUCACAAGAAUCAAGACCAGAAUCGAACGAUUUCGAAGUAGUACUCAUCGUCUCCUUACUGUCUCAAAUUGAGAAGAUGGAAAUUGGUUUAAAGUAUUAUUUAAUACUGACCAGUAAACGUGAGGUAUACCCGAAGAGGGACAUGGAGAACUACAGCACUUUGGGUAAAUUCCAAACCGUGCAUAACGUUGAGAAAUCGAAGAGUUCUAGCAAAGAAAUUACUGCCGAAAAUCCUAGUUGCCAAGAACCGAAACCGAAUUUAAACGAUAAUAAAUCUCAAACCGUUAAUUGCGGGAAUAGUACCGCGCCGGUGCCACCGCCGGUUCCCAAUUCUCUCUUCUCUCGGAAUUUAAACGUGUCGAAGAGUUCGGAAACGAGUUCGAUACAAAUCCGACAGGAAUCAAUCAAUUAUUUGGGUUACUAUUCCUCGCACGAGCAAUCGAUGCAAAGGACGAUUGCAUUGAAAGCGAACGAGGCUCGUUCCAGUAUAAUUCAAAUGAUUAAUAAAGGUGCGUUGCAGUGUAGAACGCAUUUGCUCUGGAAUAAAUUAUUAGACAGCAAGUCUACCAUGAAUUACGGUGAAUUUAUGGAGUUAUGCGAAUUGGCGAAGGUCGAGCCACUGUCCAAUAUAGAUGCGAGAUUAAAAACGUUCCUGAAUCAACCUAUCGCGUGGUACCAGGCUCUGAUGAAGGUUCUCCAGAAUAAAUAUCAGGAGAAUCAUAAGAUUUUUAAUACACCGGAUGGAAAUGUCACCCAUUUGCUUGUAUUGCAUCCCAGCUACUAUCAAGUUUUUAUGAUGUUAACGAUAGAUCUUCAUGCCACAAGAGGGGAUCUCUAUGCGGUCUAUCGGAAGUCAGAAGAAUUGAUUAACACCCCAUAUUGCGUGGAAGACACAUACAACUUAAUCGAAGGUUUUGUUAAUGCUUGCUGUUUCCAUUUAUGGAUGAAUCUUUGUAGUUAACAUUCCAAACACUUGUGUAUAUAUUUCAAAUAUUUAUUGUUGUUUACGUGAAAAAUAAUUGUAUCCAUUAUUAAAUAACACGUCGUUUUUGUA
Ceratina calcarata is the source of this 11203-nucleotide messenger RNA. RefSeq names its product KICSTOR complex protein SZT2. NCBI's taxonomy places the organism in Eukaryota, Metazoa, Arthropoda, Insecta, Hymenoptera, Apidae. The coding region runs from base 266 to 11110 and encodes 3614 amino acids. The record is from RefSeq and is a predicted model, not a curated record. The transcript has 29 exons. Gene Ontology annotation, cellular component: peroxisome.